UAUAUAAGCUCGGGAUAUUCUAUUCCGGAGUAGACACUCAAGACGUUUUGUGCUUAAAACACAAUAUAUCCACCCUUCGUUGGAAUACGACCAACCGACUAUGAAUCAUAUCAUCGCCUUCCUCGCCCUCGCCCUGGCGUCCGGAAUCGUUUCUGCUGGAUACAUCGACGAGGAUCACGGAAGCUCCACCUACGAGGAGAAAACUAAACCUGUGGAAAUUCCUAUAUACAAAAAAUACGCGAUCCCGAUUCCUCAUCCCGUGCCGGUCGAGAUCCCGCAGAAGAUCGAAAUUCCUAUUCCCCAACCUCAAAAGGUCCCCGUCGAAAUUCCUCACCCUUACCCAGUCGAGGUCGUGAAGCACGUCGAGGUGCCGAUCGAGAAGCCGGAACCUGUUAUCGUUGAGAAGCACGUACCUUUUGUGGUGGAGAAGCCGUAUCCAGUUUACGUCGAAAAGAAAUUUCCCAUUCCGGUCGCCAAGCCGUAUCCAGUUCACGUGCCAGUUUAUAAGCACGUAUUCCAUUACACUUCAAAAGGCAAAGGAUGGCACUAAGGUGAUCCUCCUAUUACCCGCCCGGGGAUUGUUUCUUCCACGGAGUGAUCGUUUUACAAGAGAGUUUCUUUCCACCUGAAAUCCAAACUUGCUUAAUUUCAACGAAAAUCCAUUCGUCGUUUCUCGAUCGUUUUUUUUCUUUUCUUUUUUUUUCUUCUUUCGUAAAGAGAGAAUCUCGAAAAAUCGAAGAAGAGAGAAGAAAAAAUGCGAACGUGUUAUAUUUAUAAGUUAUUUACAGAUACUAUUUUGUUACUACUUUUAUACACUUGUUAAGUUUUUCCUCUCCCUUUUUGUUUCUUCACCGAAAUGUACACUUGUUAAUAAAUCGUAUUGAAAAAAAA
This is a messenger RNA of Apis mellifera (honey bee), 891 nucleotides long. Its product is annotated as MAGE-like protein 2. NCBI's taxonomy places the organism in Eukaryota, Metazoa, Arthropoda, Insecta, Hymenoptera, Apidae. The coding region runs from base 101 to 550 and encodes 149 amino acids. The record is from RefSeq and is a predicted model, not a curated record. The transcript has 4 exons.